This is a messenger RNA of Poecilia latipinna (sailfin molly), 797 nucleotides long. Its product is annotated as stromal membrane-associated protein 1-like. Gene Ontology annotation, cellular component: cytoplasm. The record is from RefSeq and is a predicted model, not a curated record. Gene Ontology annotation, molecular function: GTPase activator activity. The coding region runs from base 188 to 463 and encodes 91 amino acids. Gene Ontology annotation, biological process: regulation of clathrin-dependent endocytosis. Lineage: Eukaryota; Metazoa; Chordata; Actinopteri; Cyprinodontiformes; Poeciliidae. The transcript is spliced from 2 exons.
GAGUCCGCCUCGUCAGCUUUAGGAUUCCUGUGGGCGGAGAGGAGAUUCCGGUUCCGGGUGUCUUCAUUUCCCAGUCGGAGGUUUUUAGACCUCCGAUUAUGAUAUUUUACCAUAAAACUUCUCUUCACUGACGACUGAUUAAAAUACCAAUUGCUUCACUGAAACAAGCCCCGCUGAAGCAGUGAACAUGACGACCCGCUCGGAGAGAGAGAAGGCCCAGAAACUUAACGAGCAGCACCAGGCCAUCCUGUCCAAAAUGCUGAGGGAGGAAGACAACAAGUACUGCGCCGACUGCGAAGCGAAAGGUCCAAGAUGGGCAUCCUGGAAUCUGGGAGUUUUCAUCUGCAUCCGGUGUGCAGGCAUCCACAGGAACCUGGGAGUACACAUAUCCAGAGUGAAAUCAGUCAACCUGGACCAAUGGACCUCAGAACAGAUCCAGGUACUGUUUCCUGUCUUUGACUGAGGUUAGCAAAGCUUUCAAACGCAUGGGAGGAGUAUCAUCUCAAAGAGCCUUUAAAUGAUACCAGGACAUAAAAUUCUGGGGAAAUUUAUGGUCAAUUAAUUUAUAUUGAAACAUGUGAUGAAUUUAAGACAUUGCCAUAAAACAUUAAAAGAUUAUCCUCAAUAUGACGUAGCUUUUUAUAGUGGUUCCACAUAUUCAUGUGUUGAUUUCUAACAUUCGUAUUAAUAAUCAAAGAGGUUACAUUAGUUUCAAGAGGAUGUGAUAUUAGUUCUGUAAAAACUGGAAUAUUCAGACCUUGACUAAAAAGGCAUUCAGCUUCCAUUAAUUUUCAAAA